UUCAAAUGCCUCCAUAAACCAACACCCAUCCUCUCAUCUCUCAAUCCAAAAUUGCUUCUCUCUCUCUCUCUCUCUCUCUCUCUCUCUCUCUCUCUCUCUCUCUCAAUUUCUAGCUUUUUAGCUACAAACAUUCAUAUAUUUCUGCUUAGAAUCUAUGUUUCUGUCAGUUCAUCAGUACCCAACAUCCUGUUAGAUCGUUUUAAGAUCUUAAUUUUAGAUUAGGAGAGGUUUUUGCUUACAAUUAGGGUUUUUUUUUCUCGCCGGAGAUUUAUCAGCUGUGGCUGCCGCACGCCGCCUUCCUUCCGAUUCCGGUGCCUUUGCCGAUUGGGUGGCUCCUCCCACCGCCGAUGAUGAACUUUCUCUCGGUUUCAAUUCCGCUGCUGCCGUACCGGUUGCUAGGAUGUGGCCCUCCUCCUCCUCCUCCAGACCUAUUGCUGGUGCGUAUGGCCACACGGCACCACCGCCGACGGACAUGGUGGGUCUCAUGGCCUCUGGCUAUGGAGUUGGCCUUAGUGUUUUGCCUCUUCUUACUGGUCUUGCGCCGUCGAGUGUCGGAAUUGAAGAGACUAAUUUGAUGAUCAGCCGCGGCGGCGGCGGCGAUGGCGGCGGCGGAGGUGGUGGGGUUCAAUUUCAUGGGAAUAAUUUUGAUGGGUUUGGGUUUUUGGGAGGUGGGUCGAGCUUGAAUUCCGGCGUUGGGACUUGUCAUGACUGUGGGAACCAAGCUAAGAAAGACUGCAACCACCGCCGGUGCCGGAGUUGCUGUAAAAGCCGAGGUUUUGACUGUGCUACUCACGUGAAGAGCACGUGGGUUCCAGCAGCCCGGCGGAGAGAACGCCAAGUACUGAGCGCCGCCGCCGCUGCCGCCGCCACUGGUGGGACUUCAUCGGGAUCCACCUCCGGCGGGAAGAAGCCGAGGCUCAUUGCAUCACAAACAACCACCAAUUCUCACACUUCCACUUCCAAUACUCCAACACGAAGCUUCGACACUUGCUCAGCUGCAGAUAUGAGUUAUAAAAGGGCGAAGAAGCUGCCGGAACAAGUACGAGCGCCGGCAGUGUUCAAGUGCGUCCGGGUGACGGCGGUGGAGGGUGGCGGUAGCGGCGGGAAUGAAUAUGCAUAUCAAGCCGUGGUGAAGAUCGGCGGCCAUGUUUUCAAAGGCUAUUUAUACGACCAUGGAGUGGAAGCUAGAGAAGGGUUUCCAAUGUUGUCGGAUUUGCAUCUGGGAGGAGGCGGAGAUGGCGGUUCGACGUCGUCACCGAUCAUCGAUCCUAGUGAUGUGUAUGGAAGCUCCGCCGGGCGCGGUGGAGGACUGGCUGGGGGUUCCGGCUAUGGUAAUCCAAUAAGUUGAGUUACUUUUGUGUUUGUUGAGUUGGUUGGAUCCAUAUUUAAACAUGUUGGAUGUUUUGUUUUAGCAUUUGAAUUUGUUUAGUGGGGAAAUAAGAGAUAGGAGCCUUUACUUAUA
Messenger RNA from Cucurbita pepo subsp. pepo (vegetable marrow), 1462 nucleotides. RefSeq names its product protein LATERAL ROOT PRIMORDIUM 1-like. Gene Ontology annotation, cellular component: nucleus. Gene Ontology annotation, biological process: positive regulation of DNA-templated transcription. The record is from RefSeq and is a predicted model, not a curated record. Gene Ontology annotation, molecular function: DNA-binding transcription factor activity; DNA binding. Lineage: Eukaryota; Viridiplantae; Streptophyta; Magnoliopsida; Cucurbitales; Cucurbitaceae.